Messenger RNA from Impatiens glandulifera, 1732 nucleotides. RefSeq names its product pyruvate kinase 1, cytosolic-like. The transcript is spliced from 16 exons. The record is from RefSeq and is a predicted model, not a curated record. Lineage: Eukaryota; Viridiplantae; Streptophyta; Magnoliopsida; Ericales; Balsaminaceae. Gene Ontology annotation, molecular function: magnesium ion binding; pyruvate kinase activity; potassium ion binding. Gene Ontology annotation, cellular component: cytoplasm. The coding region runs from base 62 to 1642 and encodes 526 amino acids. Gene Ontology annotation, biological process: glycolytic process.
UUCUUCUUCUCUUCUUCAAUAAUCUCGCACACACAGAGAAAGGACACAGAAGAACAAUAAAAUGCAGGGAGGAGGUCAAAUUGUGCUUGAAGAAUCUAACCAAAUGUCAUCCAUUCUAACUCCAUCCAAAAAGGGAUUUUUACCAUCAUUAACGAAAGUAGUUGGAACCCUCGGAUUGAAUUUACGAUCCAUCGAUGUUAUUGAAGCAUGCCUGGAGGCUGGAAUGUCAGUUGCACGUUUCGAUUUUUCAUGGUUUGAUGAAAACUACCAUCAAGAGACUCUUGACAAUUUAACAACAGCUAUUAAGAAUGUCAAAAGACAUUGUGCUGUUAUGUUGGAUACAAUGGGUCCAGCACUUCAGGUUCACAAUAAGAGUGGAAAACCAAUAGAAAUGGUUGCUGGAAACCAUGUGGUUAUUUCUCCAGAUAUUACAGUUGAACCUUCAUCAGAGUUUAUACCAGUUAACUAUCCCGGACUUGCAGAGGAAACAACGAAAGGAAGCACAAUCUUCGUGGGACAGUAUCUCUUUACUGGAAUUGAGGCCACCUCCGUUUGGUUAGAGGUAUUGGAAACAAAGGGACAAGAUGUAAUAUGCUUGGUGAAAAACAGUGCUACACUUACUGGUUAUGUCUACAAUAUGCAUGUAGUUCAAGUUCACAUUAAGCUGCCCACUUUAACUGAUAAGGAUAAGAAGGCAAUAUCAAGCUGGGGAAGCAGAAAUAAAGUUGAUUUCAUUAGUCUUUCCUACACUCGUCAUGCAGAAGAUGUUCGAGAGCUCAGGGAUUUCCUUAACACACAAAAUCUUGGUGAAACUCAGAUUUUGGCCAAAAUUGAGACAGUUGAGGGACUUAAACACUUCAAUGAGAUCCUUCAGGAAGCAGAUGGAAUUAUACUUUCUCGUGGGAAUUUGGGGAUUGAUUUACCACCAGAAAAGGUUUUUUUGUUCCAAAAAUCUGCCAUAUAUAGGUGCAAUAUGGUUGGUAAGCCUGUCCUAAUUACUCGUGUAGUUGACAGUAUGACUGCAAAUCUUCGUCCUACACGUGCUGAAGCAACCGACGUGGCUAAUGCUGUUCUUGAUGGAGCUGAUGGCAUACUACUUGGACCCGAAACUCUCAAGGGUAUGUACCCAAUUGAGGCGGUGAGAACCGUGGGGCGAAUAUGCGAUGAAGCUGAACGUGUUUAUAACCAGUCUUUUCAUUUCAAAAGAGUAGUUGAUUAUGUAGGAGAGCCGAUGUCUCAUGCAGAAUCUGUCGCAUCUUCCGCAGUUAAAGCAGCUAACAGAGUUAGAGCAGCCAUGAUUGUCGUGUUUACUUCAUCUGGUCGAGCAGCAAGGAUGAUCGCGAAAUAUCGACCAUCUGUCCCAGUGUUCGCUAUUGUUAUUCCUCGGCUGAAGACGAAUUCAUUGAGAUGGACUUUUACCGGGUCAACUCAGGCUAGACAAUUACUUGGUAUAAGAGGAGUUUAUCCUAUUUUGGCCAGUCCUACUGCGGUAACUUCUGGUCAUUCAAGUGAAGAAUCAGGAAUGAAGGUGGCAUUAGAUCAUGGAAAAUCAAUAGGAUUAUUGAAAAUACACGAUCAAGUCGUCGUGUUUGAAAAGAUCGGUGACUCGUCUCUUGUAAAGAUUGUUACUAUCCAAGAUUAACGACUUACAUUUUAUAAUAAAAAUCUUGUACUUAAAAAUCAUUUAUGUAUUUGAAUUAUAGACGACAUUAUAAUUAGAAUUUUAAUUUCA